Sphenostylis stenocarpa is the source of this 1503-nucleotide messenger RNA. Lineage: Eukaryota; Viridiplantae; Streptophyta; Magnoliopsida; Fabales; Fabaceae. The record is from the annotation of a GenBank genome assembly.
AUGGCAGGUGGGUCUUUCACAACUGGUGCUGUGAGCAAGGAGAGGGCAGAACAAUACAAGGGAAGAGUCACCCCUUAUGUCAUCAUCGCUUGCAUUGUUGCUGCCACAGGAGGGUCUCUCUUUGGCUAUGAUAUUGGGAUUUCAGGUGGGGUUACAUCUAUGGAUGACUUUCUAAAGGAGUUCUUCCCCGAAGUAUACAGACAGAAAUUGCAUGCACAUGAAAAUAACUACUGCAAGUACGACAAUCAGGGUCUUGCAGCAUUUACCUCUUCUCUGUACAUUGCUGGUUUAAUUGCAUCCCUGAUGGCAUCUCCUGUGACAAGAAAGUACGGACGUCGAGCAAGUAUCAUAGGUGGUGGUAUCAGCUUUCUUAUUGGAUCAGCUCUGAAUGCUUCAGCUAUUAACCUGACAAUGCUGAUAUUAGGACGGGUCAUGCUUGGUGUUGGCAUUGGAUUUGGAAAUCAGGCUAUUCCGCUUUAUUUGUCAGAGAUGGCACCAACACACCUUCGAGGUGGCCUGAACAUGUUGUUUCAAGUUGCAACCACUCUAGGGAUUUUCACAGCUAACAUGGUCAAUUAUGGAACACAAAAUAUCAAGCCUUGGGGUUGGAGGCUGUCCCUGGGCUUGGCUGCAGUACCUGCUCUUUUGAUGACCGUUGGAGGGAUAUUUCUUCCUGACACUCCAAAUAGCUUAAUCGAACGAGGAUUGAUGGACAAAGGAAGGAAGCUGCUAGAAAAAAUCAGAGGAACCAAGGAGGUUGAUGCAGAGUUCCAAGAUAUGGUUGAUGCAAGCCAGUUGGCGAACUCAAUAAAGCAUCCAUUUCGUAACAUCCUUGAAAGAAGGUACAGGCCAGAGUUGGUGAUGGCAAUCUUCAUGCCUACCUUUCAGAUCCUCACUGGCAUAAAUUCCAUUCUCUUCUAUGCUCCAGUGCUGUUUCAAAGCAUGGGAUUUGGAGGAGAUGCUUCACUCAUCUCUUCAGCCUUGACUGGUGGAGUUCUUGCUGGUUCAACAUUCAUUUCCAUAGCAACGGUAGAUAAGUUGGGCAGGAGAGUUCUUCUUCUUAGUGGCGGAGUACAGAUGAUCACAUGCCAGGUUCUAGUGGCCAUUAUUUUAGGGGUCAAGUUUGGAGCAGACCAAGAAUUGACAAAAGGAUUUUCAAUUUUGGUGGUUGUGGUGAUUUGCCUAUUUGUUGUUGCUUUCGGCUGGUCAUGGGGCCCACUUGGGUGGACAGUCCCAAGUGAGAUAUUUCCAUUGGAAAUCAGAUCGGCAGGGCAGGGCAUCACGGUUGCUGUAAACCUUCUGUUCACUUUCAUAAUUGCCCAGGCCUUCCUUGCCCUUCUCUGCGCAUUCAAGUUUGGGAUCUUCCUCUUCUUUGCAGGCUGGAUUACCGUCAUGACCAUAUUUGUUUAUUUGUUCCUACCUGAAACCAAGGGGAUUCCCAUUGAAGAGAUGUCAUUUAUGUGGAGGAGGCACUGGUUCUGGAAAAGGAUAUGUCUCAACUGA